This is a messenger RNA of Oppia nitens, 2372 nucleotides long. It is a transcript of the gene ric8a, whose product is annotated as synembryn-A-like. Gene Ontology annotation, cellular component: cytoplasm. Gene Ontology annotation, molecular function: guanyl-nucleotide exchange factor activity; G-protein alpha-subunit binding. The transcript has 7 exons. Gene Ontology annotation, biological process: G protein-coupled receptor signaling pathway. Bases 312 to 2033 code for a protein of 573 amino acids. The record is from RefSeq and is a predicted model, not a curated record. Lineage: Eukaryota; Metazoa; Arthropoda; Arachnida; Sarcoptiformes; Oppiidae.
GCAGUAGUAUUGCAGUGAAAGCAAUGAAAUAGAGUUUAUAUUGUAUUUCUAGUGUAUAUAAAGUCAGACAUCUUUACGUUUUUAAGCACUCAUUAUAUUAUGUAAUAAAUAAGUGAUAAACAGUUUGACAACACUUUUGACAACAUUAUUGACAGCACUCGUAGACACCACUCGUAGACACCACUCGUAGACACCACUCGUAGACACCACUCGUAGACACCACUCGUAGACACCACUGAUAGUACAGACAACUCGUGUAGUGAUUGCAACAAAUGAACCGAUUUUUGGUCAUUUAGACAGUCAUUAACACAAUGGACGAGUUGAUCAAAGUGGUGAAGACCGGCAAUAAAAACGACAUUUCCGUUAAAAUCCAACAAUUUCUUAAUCAGUAUGGCAAAUUGUUUACCAUUGAUGACACUAUUCAACACAAGAAACAGCUGACGGAAUGUCUGUUUCGUUUGCUUCGAGACCCCGAAUACGUUGAACUGCAUUCACACUGUCUGGAAGUGAUGCGUAUACUGACCAGAGAUAAGCAACAUUGCGGCGAUCUGUUCAGUGCCGACCGUAUUGAGACUAUGCUUCACUUAGCGAUGUUGGUCGGCGAAGAAGAAGCAUUUAUGACAUUACAAAAUACACGGUUUGAUACAAGAGUUGUUGUCGAGGCCCAGAUGUGUCUCUGCAAUCUUAUCUACAACUGUUCCACAAUACAGAAGCUCUGUGCCAACAAUUCCUGUAUUGAAGGCAUUAUGUUGAGACUCCGUAUGCAUCCCGAUCCUCAACUACCGCAAGACGUCAAGUAUUAUGACAUGCGAAUGCUGUUCCUCAUCUCUGCCCUUUGCGCCGAAGUUAGACCAAGAAUUCGUGACGAUUAUCACGGACUCAUAUACCUAAUGGAAACCAUUGAUCUCAUACUAAAGAAUAACAGUGAAAGUCAGGCACAGGUGCCCAAUAAAAACAAACGGCGCUCCAAAGGGUCGCGAAGAGGCAAAAAAGGUGCACCAAAUGACACCACCGAAGAUGAGUGUCUUGUGGCGUACUAUCUCGACAAUUGGGAGGUCGACUUUGCCAAUGAAGUACUUAAAUCGUUAUUUAAUUUGACAAUUAAUAUCGAUAAAAAUCAUUUGGAUGAGAUAGAAGAGGCACACUUCUUAAGGCUGGUAUCUAUUCUUCACGAUCUACUUCUUUGUGACACCAAAUCCAAAGAUAAAAAGGAGGACUUACAGAGUCAUACCGUUAAUCUGUUGACCUCAAUGCCGGCCAACAGUUUUGAAGAGCUUUUGUCGCCGAUCACCGAAAUGGGUCGACCAGAUAAUCCCGAUCACGAAUACGACGAAAUGAAUAUGGAAGUGAUCGCCGUUUUGGUACAAUUUCUGUCUAAACGACUCGAUAAUCAUACCGUACAGAAUAGUCGCGAACGUUUGGCUCCAAUACUUACGUGUUUGAGUGAAGCCUCGAGAGCUAAUCCAACCAUCAGAAAGUAUUUACGUUCGAAAGUAUUGCCGCCACUAAAGGAUGCGCGCGAACGACCCGAAGAAGGCACUACACUUCGCAAUCGAUUGGUCCGUCUUAUGACGUCUCCGCACACCGAAGUCAAAGAAUUAGUCGCCGAUUUUCUCUUUGUUUUGUGCAAAGAAAAUGUGUGCAGACUUAUCAAAUAUACAGGUUAUGGUAACGCUGCAGGACUUCUAGCCAAUCGCGGACUAAUGCUCGGCGGAUGCGGUAAUUCAGGCAACUAUUCUUCCGAAUCCGAGGAAAGUGAUACCGAAGAGUACGCACAGAUGAAAGACAAAAUAAAUCCAGUGACGGGUUGUUAUGAAGAGCCAAAGCCGGACCCAAUGGCCGGAAUGACAACCGAACAGAAAGAAUACGAAGCGAUUCGUUUGGUUGAAAUGAUCGAUAAGUUAGCAAAGACAGGAGUUGUAAAGCCUUGUCGUGUUGGCGACGAUGGAAAGCCUCAUCCUGUGGAACACAUACUAGAGUUGCAGCAAAUGGCAGCUGAAUGUAAACGUAAAGAUUCAAAAAGUGAUGAUUAAAAUACAGAAUUUGUGAUUGAAGUCUAAAAAAGACAUUUUUAUGUAUCAAAAGAAAAAUGUUUUUAUUAAAUGUCAAACUUAAACAUCAAAUUCAUCUCCAAAAUUGAUUAUAAUAUUAUUAACACAUAUUUUAGAUUAACUUAAGCUUUUGUGCUAUAAUUUACAUUCUAAAACAACGAUAACUAUUUUUAUUUACAAUAUAUUAUUAUAGUUAUCAUUAUUAUUGACUACAAAUUGUAAUUUUUUCCCAAAGUAAAUGAACCCUAUAUUUAAUGUUAUUGUAAUUUAAUUAUGAAUAUCAUUGGUAUAAAGCAAAUAUUGAUAUCAAUUAUUAAAAUA